AUGUAUUGCUGCUCUUGUGGCAAGGAGUUACAAAGUGCCUUUGUGUUCUGCCCAUCAUGCGGAACGAGAAAGGGCGAAACAAGCGGUAUCAUUAGUCCGUCAAAUACAGAAACGGACAGCGCCAAUGCAGAUAGCAGCAAAAGAAAACGGCAAUCAGCAAGCACGAAUCCUCCAUCGUUUUCGGCGUACAUGAAGCAGAAGGAGACAGAGAGACAGUCUCAUUUCAAGCCAAAUAAAAAGAAGGGCCGCGUGGGAGAAACACAAGCCAAAGCUAAAGAUGAAGUUAUCAUUAACGUUGGCUUGAUGGAAUACGAAUAUGGCGAGGCCAAAAUCCAGCGUGGCAAGUCAUUUCCUGUGAAAUUGUCCAGAGAUAUGGGUUAUGACGAGGUAAGAGAGAGAGCGUUGAAAAAGUGGGAGGAUUACGACAGAACUUUUUCCAGAGAUCGUGGAUACGUCGUAACGUUUCAAGAUGGAAAAUUGGCGAAACAGAUACCUGGCAGCUCAGAGGAAUUCACGCUGAGAAAAUACAAAGAAGGGCUUGGCAAGAGCUAUAGUAGAAUAGUCCUGUACCUUUGCCCUGCGACGGAAAAAAGGAUAGAGAGUACAAUGCCAAUAACAAACUGGUUAAGUGAAGAAGAAGCAGAGAUAGAGAGGGUUUUAUGGGACUCUGACAGUAAUGUAGAUGAUUUCGCUGAUGAUUUCAUUGAUUCUUCCACUGAGGCAUCUGCCACUCCUGUUCCUGUUCCUUCUCCUCACCAGCCUGAGGUUAUACAGCUUUUUGAGGUUGCUGACUUUUUGUAAGUACUUCUGUUUUUGUAUCAGUCAAAUCCAAGUGUCCCCCUCCCCCUGGGCAACUGCGGGGCAUUUUCCUGUCAAGCACGUCCCGGGGGGUGGGAAUGCAAACCUUUUCCCAGGGGUGGGGCAUUUGAAAUUAAGAAUAUGGAGGUUUCUAAAGUCUCUAGAAUUAAGAGCAAGAUGCCACAAACUUCCAUGAUAAACCAGAGUACAGUAUAUAAUAAAACCAGUCAAAUGGAACAACCACACCACAAACUGUCAAACUUUUAAUAUAAAUGCACACUAGAGUGUGACGACCAGUGCUUUCACUAUUCAAUUUAAAAAUUCCUGUGAUUUGUGCCAAAAUUUUCUUGAAAGUGGAAACGCUGGACUGGGCUAGAGUUGACACACAAUGGUGAAUUAAUAGGCGAUAAAUUUUUCUAAAAUACAAUCCAAUUAUUUCCGGGGUAGGGGAUUUGCUAACAUGGUUUUUAUCCCCAGCCCUGGGAAUUUGUCGUAUAUUUAAAAAAAAUUGGAACAAGCCCGGGGGGGGGACGGGCAUACUGGGAUUUGACUGAUACAUUUGUUUGCAAUCAAUCUGGGAGUUUCUUUUCAGACACAUUUGCAGGGAGCUUAUUUGAGAGGGGUGGGGGCUUUCCUCAAAUAUCCUCUGUUAUAAAUUAAUUUAUAUCUCUCAUUUCCAUAUCAUUUUAGACCUAUUGGCUUGGAUGAGAAUAGUGCUGUGCAACAGGCAAUAGAUGAAAGCAUUCAACAACUUGGGAAUACAGAGGAGGAAGAAGUGAAAAAUGAAGAUCCAAAUGACCUGGAAGAUGAGAGUGUUGUUAUUUUGAUUAAAGAUCAUGCCAAUAAAAUGGUUAAAGGAGAUCCACGAAGUGUUGUGGUGAGCAGAUUAAGUAUCUGGGAAACAGCAAAACCGUAUUUCUUACGACAGAGAUUUCUGCAAAGAAAUAGUUUGUUACGGGUAACCUUUGCUACAUUUGAAGGCCAAGAAGAUGCAGUUGACAAUGGUGGUCCUCGUCGGGAAUUUUUCCACUUACUUCUUGGAGCGAUGUCUAAAGAGAGUGGGACUUUAUUCAGUAUGUUCAUUAGAAUUUAUCUUUACUAGUAUGAUAGUCCAUAGGUGGCAACUGUUAGUUGUUGUUUAUGACUAUUUAUAAUCAGCAUUAUACAGUUGAACUUGAAAUUGCAGCCAGCAUUCACAUGUUUAUUAGAAUCUGCAGAUUCUUGACCUUAGUUUUGAAAUCAACAUACCAAGUUAGUUGGUUGAAAAAUAAUAUUAAACCUUAUUGCCAUGGUACUUGUUCACUGUUACUGUAUAUACAAUACCCAGAUUACACAUAAUCAUAAUUAUUUUUCAUACAUUUGUAGAUACUUCAGAAGGACACAUUAUCAGGCCCAAUUUUAAAGCCCUACAAAGUAGUGCAUUCUCAGUGGUGGGGAAAAUGCUUGCAACAAUGAUUGUUCAAGGAGGAGAGUUACCCCGUAUUUUCAGCCCCAGUUUAUGCCAGUACAUUCAGGGUGGAAUCGACAAUGCAUUUCCCCAAAUAGAUGAGGUAGCAGACAUAAUUGUACGAAAGUCUUUAAAGAAGGUAAGCAAAAGCAUUGAGUAGUGGUAAUUACAACACAAUGAUCUGGUUAGUGGUUUCUGCACUUCACUUGGUAAUAUUAGAAUUCUGUUUUUAGGGUUUGUAAUCCAAGUGAAUAUAUAUUACAUUUCAGGACCUAACCAGGAAUAACUGCGAAAAAUGCAGCACAAGGUCCUCUGGUAGGAAUUGAGAGGACCUUGUGCUGAAUUUUUCACAGUCGUUCCUGGUUAGGUCUUAAGAGAGGAUGUCCACAAAAAUCAAACAUAAAGCGGCCACGACUGAAAAAUCGAUUUUGCUCAAAUUUUGCCCAGAUAUACCUUAUUAUAUCGGAAAAUGCACCAUAUAUUUUUUUAGGUCAAAUGCUUUUUUAACUUUGAGAAAAUGCCGUUUUAACAUGACCACCCUAAAUCGCCAUUUUUUGGGGGAAAAUAUGCGCUGAUUUUACAGAUAAAUUUCACGACGACAACCGUUUCUAAUCGAUCUAAAACCCUAAAAAUCUUGUUUUCGGUUAUUCAAAGGACUGUGUACAUGACUUACAGGAAAUCUGAGUUACUUUUAGGAAUAGAAAUAAUCGUAGUUUUGGAGCACACUAUCUUACUUCAUUUGCGAUACCCUCUUAACAAAAUCGAUUUUCACCAUGCGAUAAAGCUCCAAAUCGAUCAUGCUUCUACUAGUUGGCUCUUGAAUAAAAAAGCUUUCAAUUGACGUAAAUACUUCUUUUGGCAAACGAAUACGCGAUAAACGACAGCGCGUUGAAAUCUUCCGUUUUUGACGUCUUGCAAGUCAAACGCUGUUAAUUUAUACACCGUCGAAGUAAACAAUUUAAUCAAGUAUUCUAAGUAUUUUACCUUUUGAGAAAAAACAUAUUCUUGAAUGGGGACUUUUCACUUUGCUAAGUUUAAAAGUGGUCCAGAAAUCCCAGUAUAUUUGUAAAAAAAUCAUCAAACAUCCAGUAUUUUGAGACAUUGUUGACAGUUGCAUGAUAACUUCAGAUCAUUAUUCAACGUGAUCUACGACCCGCCGACCCGGCCGUUUGACUUUUAAUAACGCUAACAUAUACAAAUCGAUGAGCUAUUUAAGGAUUAUAUUUGCUACUAAAUUCCCCAAAAGAAUUGGAACUACAACUGCUGUUUUCAGAGGUUUUGAUCCAUUUUGUCCAUAUUAAUGUACCAUUUUAUUUAUCGACUGAUUUUUACAAAUACGUAAGUUAAUUAUUAAGCAGCUGUUAGCGUGCGUGUACAUGUGAGAUGAACGUUUAUAAUGUUUAUCCAAAUAAGGAGUUUUUAUUUUUAGUUUACCAGCCCUUAUAUUUGAAUAGUCGUUUUCUUUCAAGUUGUUUUCUUUUUCAUACUCUGCAAAGUUGAUUCCGAAAUGUUAAGGUAUGCGAAAAAACUAUCGAACUUUUCUAUGAUAUUUACAGAGAAACGUCACAGCUGUAAACCCCCCUCCCCCACCCCCAAAACGAACAUAUGACGUUUCUUGUGGAAAAAUCGAUAUGUGAGGCUUCCCUAAAACUGCAAGGUUUACACUAUUGAAUUAAAAUCCCACAGACCACAACGAUUAUACGUAUUGAUUGUUUCUUGACGAUAGUAGACGCGUACGUGCAUGUUGCGGAAGAGGUUAUUUCGCUGGCCUCAGAGUGACAAAAGGUACCCUGGUUCUAGACUGGGGUUUAAAAUAAUAAACCUCUGUUUGAAAGCGGCAAUUAAUUCAUCGAGCCGCGCCAAUCAGCUUGAAUUAGGGUAGAUAGUUAUGAUAAGACAAGGGCGGCGCCAGGGCCGCCCAUGCAGGGAGGCGGCAAAGGGAGCAAUUUUCUCCGCGACCCCAGCUCAAGGAAGACAGGCAAAUACAAAUUUGCAAGCCGAUAAAAAGUUUGUCGACGGAGGGGGGUAAUUGUGGUUCACCGGGGCCCCAAGGGUAUAAUUGGCCCUGGGGCCCCAUAUUUCACUGAGCUGGUUUGGGCUGCGCCAGUAUUUCUCCGACGGGGGGAGUCAUCAGUGCCCUCUUUUGAUCUUUGUCAAUUGGCAUUAAAACCGCAAGAACUGCCGACAAGUGACCAGCUGGGCCGGAUUAACGUCGCGCGAGGCCCGUGGCAAAUUUUAGCGCGAGGCCCCCAAACCUCCCCCUUUCUUCUUUUUAUGAAAACCAUUGAAUUUAAAGACACACAAAAGUGUUAAAUAAUUUUUUUCAAUAUUUCAAUUUAUUUGCAUCAAUUAUAAACGAGAUAAUGGCCUGCCUGGCGCAGUUGGUGGGUAUAAACAGGAUCAUAAUAUAACAGCUCAACGCAACUAAAGAUUAUAUGAACACGAGUAUUGCAUAUUUUCCCGGGUCCGUGCUAGGGCGAACUGCCAAGCCUAUAGGGGCCCUAAAUGCGCGAGGUCCCUAAAUUCGCGAGGCACCUAAAAUGGGUGUAUCCCAAUAGAAAAUGGCCGUGUUCUCGUAAAAAUGGGCGUAGUACAGUAUUAAAGCGCGAGGCCCAUGGCAUUUGCCGUAUUUGGCACGUGGUUAAUCCGGCGUUAAACGAGCAACAAGCUUUCAUUUUCUUUAAACGCGACGUAUGGGGAGACAAUAAUAAUUUGUGAUGUCGCACUGGGCCAAAUUACUUUUAUUUUUGGGUACUAGUACUUGUGAAAUAUAAUAAGAUCAAUAGACAUUAGUGUAUCAAAAUAAAGUAAUUUUACUGAUUAUUUUAACUGUGCAUCAAAGUAAACACACAUUAUUCUAAACUACAGUAUUUGCUAUAUGCCUAUAAUUUGAGUUUGAGGUGGUAGAAUAUAUAAUAAAAUAACAAAUCCUUGUAUGGAUAAAUGUUCAUUUCACACGCACGCUAUUAACCGCUGCUUAAUAAUUAACUUAUGUCUUCGUAAACAUUUAUACUCGAUAGUCGAUAUGUAAAUACUAAAUGGUACAUUAUAUGGAUCAAUGCAAACUGGAACAAAACAACAAUUGUCAAUUGAAGUUCUAAUUUUGGGAAAAUUAGUAACAAAUAUAAAACCACUAAACAGCUCAUCGAUUUGUAUGUUUGCGCUAUUAAAAGUAGACAAUAUUGAACAAUGAUCUGAAGUUGUCACGCAACUGACAACAAUAUUAUAUUUCAAAAUACCUGUAUAUGAUGAUAUUUUACAAAUAUCUCGGGAUUUUUGGACCAAUUUUAAACUAAGCAAGGUAAAAAGUCUCCAUUCAAGACUAUAUCUUCUUCUCAAAAGGUAAAAUACUUAAAAUACUUGAUUAAAUUGUUUACUUCGACGGUAUGUAAAUUAACAACGUUUGACUUGCAAGACGUCAAAAACGGACGAUUUCAACGCGCUGUCGUUUAUCGCGUAUUCAUUUGCCAAAAGAAGUAUUUACGUCAAUCGAAAGCUUGCUUAUUAAAGAGCUAACUAGUAGAAGCAUGAUCGAUUUGGAGCUUUAUCGCAUGGUGAAAAUCGAUUUUGUUAAGAGGGUAUCGUAAAUGAAGUAAAAUAGUGUGCUCCAAAACUACGCUUAUUUCUAUUCCUAAAAGUAACUCAGAUUUCCUCUAGUCAUGUACACAGUCCUUUGAAUAACCGAAAACAAGAUUUUUAGGGUUUUAGAUCGAUUAGAAACGGUUGUCGUCGUGAAAUUUAUCUGUAAAAUCAGCGCAUAUUUCCCCAGAAAAAAUGGCGAUUUAGGGUGGUCGUGUUAAAACGGCAUUUUCUCAAAGUUAAAAAAGAAUUUGACCUAAAAGAAUAUAUGGUGCAUUUUUCGAUAUAAUAAGGUAUAUCUGGGUAAAAUUUGAGCAAAAUCGAUUUUUCAGUCGUGGCCGCGAAAUGUCUCAUAUGUUCGAUUUUUACUGACAUUCACUCUUAAUAUAUUAUAUAUAUAUAUACUCACUUGGAUUACAAACCUUAAAAACAGCAUUCUAAUUACAACACAUUUUAAUUUGAGCAGUAUUUUUAAGCCCUUUUUCAAGACCAUUGAAAAACACUACACUACCCUACUAUUGUAUACAUUCAUUGUAAAUUUUAGUUGCAAGAAGCAAAGACCCAGCUUGAUGUCAACAAAUGUUGGACUGAAUGCGAGUGGAAAGUAGAUAUAGAUGGAUUGCCUUUAAAGAUCAAUCUCAAUGAAAGACACAUAUUGGUUAAUGAAAUCACCAAGUACUAUGUCAUCAUUAGAUGUAAAUCUAUGCUGGAUCAAUUUAUCCAAGGCCUUUCAUAUUAUGGGGUUUGAUAUUUUCAUACUAUUUACCGUACUAUUUGUGUAAUAACUACAGUAUGUCACCCGAUUUUUCAGAGUUAAUAAAAAAAGCAUGGCCGGAACUGGAACUCUGUUGUUUUCAGAGAGAUAGAAUAUCAAACGUUUUUGUGUCUAACAAAAGUUCACAGUAGGAAGUCAUUUGGAGUACACAAGGAAAAUAUGCACCAUUAACAUUUCAUUAUGACGUUUAAUGUUUGUCAAUAUUUUUAUUCUAAUGUAUGGCUUAAUAAAUCAGUUCCGGUUCCGGCCGAAACUUUUCAGUUCUGGCCGGUUCCGGCCGGAACUUCAAAAAUUAGUUCCGGUGCACCCCUAAAAAACGUCUGAUUAACUAAUUGGCACACAUAGGUGUAUGGAUAACAAAAUUUUAGGGGGGCAGCCGAUUUUUGCCUGAUGUGACCCCACCCAGUUAUUUUGCCCGAUGGUGAGCUAAAAAUUGCCCAACUGGUUCUAUAACUAUUGGUUCUAAAAAUUGCCUGGUUGGGUCAAAAUUAGGAGCCCCCCCCCCCCUUGUACACCUAUGCUGACUGUAUAAUUUGAGAUGACAACUAUUUCUUCACAGGUAUUAGAUUUUAUCAGAAGCAGUAAAGGGAUGGCUCAUCAUCUAUUUUCGUGCAAGAAAGGUGGCAAAGUGAAUGUUCAACAGGUGAUAAAAACAUUGAAGCCUGCUUUUUCACCACAAGGAAACCAGCGAAGAGUUAAAGAAGAAAUAGUGAUGGCAAUAUUCAUUGCCUUUUUAAAAUCAAUUGAAGGUAAACAUUUUUAAAUACUAACUUACAAUACAUGAGCAGGGCUCGAAACUUGCGGUAUCCAGAUAUCCACAGGAUAUCAGAUUUUCAUUUUGAAUACUGGGUAUCAUAAGCUCAGUAUCCCAACUGGAUACUAGGAAAACUUAGAAAUUGCUAUAGUAGAUAAUAAUCUAGACUUUGGGCAUGUUUCCGAACUUCAAUGUCUACGGAUUUUGUCAGAAUAUUUAAAAAAAAAAUUUCACAAACAGUGCUUUCUUUCGUAUCGCCGCAGUGUGUUAUUUUCAAUUUUUUCGAAUUUCAAUACACAUUUUUAUUAUUGAAACUAAAGGCCUGGUUUUUGUUCAGCAACUGAAGGCCUGGUUGCAAGGUAAAAUUUUGCCUUGCUUAGAUACUGGAAAUAGAAUAUCUAGUAUCCAAAUCUGGGUUACUAUAUUUCAAGGAUGGAUACUAGAUUCUAUGAUGCUGGUAUCCACUUGGAUACUGACAAAAAUUUUAAGUUUCAAGCCCUGCAUGAGACUUUUAACAGUGGAAAUUAAUGCAUAUUGUUUUCUAUUUCAGAUGGUACUUUACAGGAGUGCUUAGAAGACAGUGAUUGGAAAUUAACCGAACAAGAGAAAAGCAUCAUUCCUUUGUUGACACCAAGCCAUAUGCUACUGUUUGCAACUGGGGCAGCCAACACACCAUCUAUUGGUUUUGAUCCGAAACCAAUGAUAACCUUUGUUCAUGAUGAGGGAAAGUCUAUUCCUAGUGCACAAACCUAA
Molecule: messenger RNA, 8106 nt
Organism: Paramuricea clavata
Lineage: Eukaryota; Metazoa; Cnidaria; Anthozoa; Malacalcyonacea; Plexauridae
Source: the annotation of a GenBank genome assembly